AUGUUGUACCUGUGCUCAGGUAGAGACUCCACCCAUGAGAGGUUGAUUGAGAUUAUUAUGAUGGACACCAUACCUCACUCAGAUAGAGACUCCACCCAUCAGAGGGUGAUUGAGGGUAGAGAUUCCACCCAUGAGAGGUUGAUUGAGGUUAUUAUGAUGGACACCAUACCUCACUCAGGUAGAGAUUCCACCCAUGAAAGGUUGAUUGAGGUUAUUAUGAUGGACACCAUACCUCACUCAGAUAGAGACUCCACCCAUGAAAGGGUGAUUGAGGUUAUUAUGAUGGACACCAUACCUCACUCAGAUAGAGACUCCACCCAUCAGAGGGUGAUUGAGGGUAGAGAUUCCACCCAUGAGAGGUUGAUUGAGGUUAUUAUGAUGGACACCAUACCUCACUCAGAUAGAGACUCCACCCAUCAGAGGGUGAUUGAGGGUAGAGACUCCACCCAUGAAAGGUUGAUUGAGGUUAUUAUAAUGGACACCAUACCUCACUCAGAUAGAGACUCCACCCAUGAGAGCGUGAUUGAGGUUAUUAUGAUGGACACCAUACCUCACUCAGAUAGAGACUCCAUCCAUGAGAGCAUGAUUGAGGUAGAGACUCCACCCAUGAGAGGUAGAGACUCCACCCAUGAAAGGUUGAUUGAGGUUAUUAUGAUGGACACCAUACCUCACUCAGAUAGAGACUCCACCCAUGAAAGGGUGAUUGAGGUUAUUAUGAUGGACACCAUACCUCACUCAGAUAGAGACUCCACCCAUCAGAGGGUGAUUGAGGGUAGAGAUUCCACCCAUGAGAGGUUGAUUGAGGUUAUUAUGAUGGACACCAUACCUCACUCAGAUAGAGACUCCACCCAUCAGAGAGUGAUUGAGGGUAGAGAUUCCACCCAUGAAAGGUUGAUUGAGGUUAUUAUGAUGGACACCAUACCUCACUCAGGUAGAGACUCCACCCAUGAAAGGUUGAUUGAGGUUAUUAUGAUGGACACCAUACCUCACUCAGGUAGAGAUUCCACCCAUAAGAGGUUGAUUGAGGUUAUUAUGAUGGACACCAUACCUCACUCAGAUAGAGACUCCACCCAUCAGAGGGUGAUUGAGGGUAGAGAUUCCACCCAUGAGAGGUUGAUUGAGGUUAUUAUGAUGGACACCAUACCUCACUCAGAUAGAGACUCCACCCAUCAGAGGGUGAUUGAGGGUAGAGACUCCACCCAUGAAAGGUUGAUUGAGGUUAUUAUGAUGGACACCAUACCUCACUCAGAUAGAGACUCCACCCAUGAGAGCAUGAUUGAGGUUAUUAUGAUGGACACCAUACCUCACUCAGAUAGAGACUCCACCCAUGAGAGCGUGAUUGAGGUUAUUAUGAUGGAUGUUGUACCUGUGCUCAGAGAUUCCACCCAUGAGAGGUUGAUUGAGGUUAUUAUGAUGGACACCAUACUUCACUCAGAUAGAGACUCCACCCAUCAGAGGGUGAUUGAGGGUAGAGACUCCAUCCAUGAAACGGUGAUUGAGGUUAUUAUGAUGGCCACCAUACCUCACUCGGAUAGAGACUCCACCCAUGAGAGGGUGAUUGAGGUUAUUAUGAUGGACACCAUACCUCACUCAGACAGAGACUCCACCCAUGAGAGCGUGAUUGAGGUUAUUAUGAUGGAUGUUGUACCUGUGCUCAGGAGAGUUAAUGCACUGCGCCAGAAACGAGAUCUCUUCCGUGAGGAGACCGUCAGUGCAGUGUUGUCUGAUUCAUCUCUCCGUCGAAGUGUCCUGCGUAAUUAUACAACUCGAGAUGCAUCUACAGAGUAUUGCGGGUGUCUUAAUGGUGGCUGGUGUCAGGAGGGGGGGCAGUGUGACUGUGCACAGUUCCAGGCUCUGGGAGAUCGCUGCCAGAUCAUUCCCAACCUCGGGCAGGACCGGGAUGGGAUUUGUCGCUCAUGGGGUCAGCACCAUUUUGAGACAUUUGACGGAAUGUACUACUACUUCCCUGGAACGUGUUCAUAUAUCUUGGCCAAAGAUUGUCACUCAACAGAGCCGCGGUAUACCGUCUGGGUUCACAACAGUCGUUCCUGUAGUGGCUCAGUGUACUCUUGUCCUCGUUCUCUCAGUCUGUUCUUUCCAAACGAGGAGGAGAUCCACAUUAGAGGCUAUCGGGUGCUAAAGGGGGAACAGAGACUGAAUUUGCCCCAAACGGUUCAUAAUGUCUUUAUUGAGCGUCUCGCUGACUACAUCCUGGUGAAGAGCACAUUUGGCUUCUCUCUGGCCUGGGAUGGAAGCUCUGGCGUUUACCUCAAAAUGACAGAGGAGCACAAAGGACGGCCUUGUGGCCUGUGUGGAAACUACAAUGAUGACGGAUCAGAUGAUCUCAGCACCAGCCUCGGUAUAAAAUCUGAAAAUGUUGCUGAGUUUGGGAACAGCUGGAUUGUGGACCUUCCCCAUGAACCGCCCUGUCCUGCUAUAGAUGAAAACUUUCCUGGACCAUGUUCCUCUGAGUCUGAAAUGGAUGAUGCCAUUGAGAAGUGCAGUGCUUUGCUUUUCUUUCCUUUUGUCUCCUGCCAUGAGAACAUAGAUCCCAAUCCGUUUGUCGCCAGCUGUGUGUCAGAUCUCUGUGUCUCACAUGAUGAUGAAACAUUUUGCCGGACACUGGUCGAAUACGCCAGAGCCUGCUCCCAUGUUGGUUAUCCAGUCCGAGAAUGGAGAGACAGCUUCCCUACAUGUGUGGAUGGAUGCGAAGAUAGCUUUGUCCAUAGAGACUGUAUCAGCUGCUGCCCCCCGACCUGCACUUUUGAAAAAGAGUGUCUCGGCACCAACCUACACUGCCUGGAUGGAUGCUACUGCCCCGAUGGUUUGAUUCUACAAAAUGGAACUUGUAUUGCGGCAUCUCAGUGUCCGUGUGUAUAUCAUGGCACAGCUUAUUCUUUGGGUCACGUUCUGGAGCUAGGCUGUACUGUCUGUGUCUGCAUGGGAGGAGUAUGGAACUGCACUGAAAACAAUUGCACUUCGGAGUGUACAGUGAUGGGUGACACACAUGUGACCACGUUUGAUGGCCGCAUCUACAUGCAUACGGGAAAGUGCCAGUAUGUACUAGCGAAAAGCCGUGGGAACACCAAGUUUACUGUCACAGUGCAAUAUGCAGCGUGUGGAGAGUCUCAGGAAGAUUCCUGUAGUCACUCAGUGACUCUCGUGGUGGAUGAAGACGUCAGCAGACAAGUCACCCUCAAUCGAGAAGGAGAGGUCAUUAUCGGGGCCAACAUGGUUUUUUCUUUGGGUUAUGUAGUCGCUGUGCGCAAGCUGACGUCUGUGUUCGUGGGCCUGCAAGCUUCCUUUGGACUGAAGCUCCAUUAUGACUGGCACGGUGGGAGAAUCUACCUGCAGCUGAACAGCGCGUGGACAGGUGGCACCCUCGGACUCUGUGGAACACUUAAUGGCAACCUGCGAGAUGACUUCCUCUCUCCAGCUGGUAUGAUCGAAGGGACACCACAGCUGCAUACCAACGCAUGGAAAGUGUCUUCAGCGUGUAUCAGCCCUGUUAACAUCCCCAUCAUCGAUCCCUGCGAGAUGAACCAACAAAACGCGUUCUAUGCGUCAGUGUGUGAGGUUCUGACUGGAGACGUGUUUGCUGCGUGCCACGCGUACGUCAGUCCCAGUGUGUAUCACCAGCAGUGUCGCUAUCAAGCCUGUCGGUGUGGCAGUGACUGCCUGUGCACUGCACUCGCCCAUUACGCCUACGUCUGCUCCAAACACCACAUCAACAUCUCCUUCAGAGCACAUGUCUCCGAAUGUGGCAUGGUCUGUUUAGGGGGAAUGAUGUACCAUCCUUGCACGACGUCAUGUGGGAGAACAUGCCAGUCAGUGAGUAGUGGUGAAGAGUGUGAUGGAGACUGUGCUGAAGGAUGUGGCUGCAUGGAUGAGAUGUUCUACGAUCAUGCACUUCUCAGUGUCACUGUUACUUCAUGGGUUCCGUCUUUCAGCCAGGAGAAGUGUCCUUCAGCUCCUCUGGGCCUUGAGCCUGAGACAGAUGAUUGUCCAAAUGGAAAAGUGUACUAUAGCUGCAGGGAUCCCCAGGGUGCAGGGCCGUCUGGUGUGGGCGUGGCCUGUGAAGUCACCUGUAGGAACUUGAUGCUGAACCUUACCUGUCCUCCUAUGACCCCCUGUGUGUCUGGGUGUGGCUGUCCAGCAGGGUUAGUUGGCCAUAAUGGAGGGUGCUAUUAUCCAGAAAACUGCCCAUGUGCCUGGCUUGGUCUGGAGUAUCUUCCAGGAGAGACAGUGGAUACUCCUUGUUACCGCUGUGUGUGUCAUCGUGGGUUCUUUAAUUGCACAUACUUUCCCUGUCCGGCUGUGUGCACUAUCUAUAGCGACCGUCAUUACCACACGUUCGACGGCCUGGAAUAUGACUAUGCUAGCGAUUGCCAAGUUUACCUUAUAAAGAGCGUAGGUGAUACAGAGAUUUCUAUUACGGCUCAGAAUAAGGACUGCUACGAGAGCGGAAUUGUCUGCAUGAAGACCCUGCUUAUCUAUGUCGGCCUCACUAAAAUCUACUUCAACGAUAACUCGGGCAGACCUGUAAGUCAUCUGUGUGUAACUGCAGCCUUUCAUGAGGACAACAUGAACCCUGUGUUUCUGUGGACAGCGGGCUACUACACGGUGGUCCAUUUCCCCAAGCAUGACUUGACUGUGCUGUGGGACAGAAAAACAACCAUCCACAUUCGUGCUGGGCCACGAUGGAAGGGUCAAUUCAGUGGCAUGUGUGGGAACUUUGACAUGGUGACGGUGAAUGACAUGACAACAGCGGGGCACAUGGAGGUCAGCAAUGCUCAGGCUUUUGGAAACAGCUGGGCUCUUGGCCAGUGUGAAAGUGAUUUUAUAGUGCGCAGACCAUGUGAAGCGGACCUGAGCAGACAACCAUAUGCUAAGCGAGAGUGUGCCCUUCUCUACAGUGAUGUUUUUGCUUCAUGCCACAAUGUGGUGGAUGUGGCCUGGUUUUAUAAAAACUGCCUGACAGACACAUGCAACUGCAAUCGAGGGGGUGACUGCGAGUGUUUGUGCACCAGCAUUGCUGCAUACGCACACAAGUGCUGCCAACACGGUGUCACGGUCCACUGGAGAUCUCCCACUGUCUGCCCGUAUGAUUGUGAAUACUACAACCAAGGUCUGGGUGAGGGUCCGUUCACUUUGUCUGCCACUGAGCUGAAUAAUGAUUCAGUGUGUGUGUUUGGAGCGAAUGUCAGUAGCGGAGAGGUGUUUCCUCUGCUGAAGACUAAUGCUCAGCCAACUGCCAUCUUCAACCUCAUGAUCACCAGCGGACUUUACAAGGAGCGAGCUUCACGACUCCCAACUGUCUCACUGGAGUCUGCCGAGCGCCCAAACUACUUCCUGUGUGUCACACCCAGUCGCAUCGUGCGCCUGGAGCGCUGGAGACCUGAUGAGGAUUUUCGUCGCCAGGCAACCUUCAUUCAUCACCAGGGCUUGUGGUUGCCUGGGCGGUCUUCCUUUGAGUUGCACAGCCAGAAGGGUGUCUUCAUUACACUCACACACACACAUGCACGUGCACAGAGCUACGACAACUCGUACUCUUUCAAGGCCAGCAGCAGCUUUACCAUUGAGGAGAGCAGUUUUGUGAUUCCGUAUCGACUGAUGUGCGAGUGGAAAUACCAUGCAUGUGCCAGCGCAUGUGUGAAAACAUGCAGCGAUCCUGAUGCCACACGCUGCCAGUUCUUGCCUCUUGUGGAAGGCUGUUUCCCACGCUGUCCGAAAACCAUGGUGCUGGAUGAAGUCACGAGGAGGUGUGUGUACCAAGAAGACUGCAUAACACUUUCUCCAACUCCUACUCCUUACAUGUUUGUGACCCGGUCUAACAGAACCACCGCAGCUCCUACCACGAUGGUUCCGACAACUCUGACCACAACCACAACUACCAUGACUGCUCCCACAACAACCACUUCUCCUACCACUGCAGGCACCACAAGCAUUACUGCAGCUCCUACUUCAGCCCCCACCACAUCUAUAUUUAUUCCAACAACUCCUGAAAUCCUUCCAUCUUCUCCACCAGUCACAGAAAGCCCGAUUGUUACUGCAACCCCGCCCACCACUAAGCCAACCACACACCCUACGACUACCUCUGUUACCACUACAUCACCGUCACCCAGCACGACCGAGAUACCAAGCACAACUGAGGAAACAACCACUUCCAUCAUCACUACUGCAACUCCUUCUACCACUCAUUCCAUAACAACAGCAACUCCUCUUAUCACCACAGAGACAGCCCCUGUUCCCAUAGUAACCAAGGAGGCUGUUAUUUUGACGUCGACAGCAGAAACACCCCCAGAAACAAUGUCCACUGCUCCCUCCUCAUCUCCCACGACACUCAGUCCUCCAACCACACUUCCUGCAUUCGUGCUCCCCACUGGACCCUGUACGCCUCCGUUCUCCGUGCGAGUUGAUGAGUGCAGUGAGUACAUCUGCUUUAAUGGGCAGCUGAUGCUCCACAACUCCUCCCAGCACUGCAGAUUCAACAUCACCCAACCGCAGUGUAACCUGCUGGGCAUGCCCAUUCGGAUCAACAUGGACCCCUGCUGUCCACUGUGGCGCUGUCCCUGCCGCUGCUCUAUAAUCUCAGACCUUCGUGUGAUCACAUUUGAUGGGAACAAUGUUGCUCUGUAUGAUAACGGCUCCUAUAUACUGGUCCACCUGCCCCGAGAGAACAUUGUUGGACAUGUCGAGAAAUGCCCCACCAGUGAGAGUGUGAACUACAUUAGACGACCUACUCCUACAGGUGGAACCUCUGGUCUGUGUUUUAAAAAGUUGAACAUAACCACUCAUGCCUACAGGAUCAUAAUCAGUCGCCUUGAUCGUAAGGUAUCUGUGAACCAGAUCACAGCUCGGUUGCCGUUCACCAGAUUGAACCUGCAUAUUGAUGACACGGGGACCAUGUACAUCAUUCACACCCCCAGUGGAAUGAGUAUCCAGUGGUACCACAGCACCGGCAUCAUGGUCCUACAGUACGGCGCACCUGAUAACACCUCCACCAGAGGCCUCUGUGGCUGCUGUGACGGUAACCCUGCGGAUGAUUUACGUUUGCCGAAUGGGACCGUGAUGCGAAACGUGGAGGACAUCCCUACGUUUCUUCACAGCUGGAUGGUGGACACAUCCGAGGAGACGGAUUAUUUCCGGAGAGUGGGAGACAACUGCACCACGGGAAACUGCACCAAAUGUUUUCAAAUGCUCAACCAAAGCCCCUUCUCCAAGUGUCACCACAAGGUUUCACCAGAGCAUUUCUGUGACAAAAUCUGGGCAGGAGACCUGCACUACAAGGAGCACGAGUGUGACUUUCUUGCUGCGUAUGUGGCCAUCUGUUACACUCACCAGAUCUGCUUCAGCUGGAGGAAGAACAACUUCUGCCCUCUGAAGUGUCCUCCUGGUAAAGAGUAUAAGCCGUGUGUGAACACUUGCAAGACGAAGACGUGUCAGAAUCGAGAUUACUACGAGGAGAGCACCUGUUCCUCCAUUCGAGAGGAAUGUGUGUGUAAGAGUGGUACCAUUCUGCACCGAGCCGACUCUGCGUUCUGCGUCACUGAGGAACAGUGUGUGUGUACAGAUAACAAUGGUUCCCCACGGGCCCCAGGAGAGGUGUGGAACGGUUCUCUGCGAGGCUGCUGUCUGUUCACCUGUCUGGAGAAUGGCAGUGUCGUCCCAGUGGAGCCCGAGUGUCCUCCUGAACCCGCCCCUCUGUGUGAGCGUGAGGGAGAGUACUACAUUGAUGUGCUGGAGGAGGGCGCUUGUUGCCCCAAAAAGAUUUGUGAGUGUAACAUGACAAUGUGCCAGAAUGACAUUCCUUCCUGUGAGAUUGGGAACAAGCUGAUGAUUGGAUACAACACCCUGUCCUGCUGUCCCGAAUAUCGAUGUGAAUGUGACCCCCUGUCCUGUCCCAGUGUCCCAAUGCCAGAAUGCAAAGAGGACCAGUUCUUGGUGGAGGUCAGAGGGCAGCAUUCUUGCUGCUAUAACUAUCUAUGUGUGUGUGAGUCCUGUAUGGAGCCCAUUCCAGUGUGUCCGUCUGGAGAGGUUUUGGCUGUGGAUAUGAACACUACUCAUGAUUGCUGUCCUCAUUAUCACUGUGUGUGUGAUACGAACCUGUGUCCUGAACCCAGCAUUAGCUGUGCUCCCGGUACUGCACUUGUUAAGAAGCCUGUACCUGGCAGCUGCUGUCCAGAUAUCCACUGUGAGUGUCAGUGUGACGGUAUCGCACAGCCCCAGUGCACUGUGGGAGAAAUUCAAGUGGAGGAGCCAGAUGACAGCAAUACCUGUGGCUGCAUUCAGUACCUGUGCAAGAAGGCAGAUGUAUGUUUAUUUCAGGGAGUGACUGUGCUGAGUCCAGGCCAGUCCAUGGUGCAGUACGUUGAGGGAGAGUUGUGUUACACUGUGCAGUGCCUCUCAUACAGAGACCCCAACACGGGUUUCUACGCCAUGGACGUAACCACUUCAAACUGCUCUGAAAAGUGUGAACCUCACCAGGUCUAUGUCCCGUCCUCUGACCCCUACGUGUGUUGUGGCUCGUGUAAAAACGUCUCCUGUUCAUUUACCAGUGAAAACGGAACUACAGAAGUAUUUAUGGCAGGUAGCUCUUGGGUGUCUAACUGCACACGUUUCGACUGCAUCGAGACAGCGGUUGGGGUGGUGAUUCUCGCCUCUGGAGUCGUCUGCCCUCCCUUCAAUGACACCGAGUGUAUUCAGAAUGGAGGUGUGGUGCAGACGUAUGUUGAUGGCUGCUGCAAGACAUGUAAAGAGGAUGGUAAAACAUGCAAAAGGGUUGCCAUCAGGACCACUAUCAGGAAAGAUGACUGCAGAAGUAAUACACCAGUAACAGUAUACUCCUGUGAUGGGAAAUGUCCAUCUGCCACCAUAUUUAACUUCAACAUAAACAGCCAUGCACGUUUUUGCAAGUGCUGUCGUGAAAAUGGCCUACAGAACCGCAUCAUCCAGCUGUACUGCACUCGCAAUGCUACUUCUGUGGAAUACAACUUCCAGGAGCCGAUGGACUGCUCAUGCCAGUGGAACUGA
Molecule: messenger RNA, 9033 nt
Organism: Neoarius graeffei (lesser salmon catfish)
Lineage: Eukaryota; Metazoa; Chordata; Actinopteri; Siluriformes; Ariidae
Gene: otogl
Product: otogelin-like
Exons: 70
Coding region: 1-9033 (3010 amino acids)
Biological process (GO): L-arabinose metabolic process
Cellular component (GO): extracellular matrix
Molecular function (GO): alpha-L-arabinofuranosidase activity; protein binding
Source: RefSeq, a predicted model, not a curated record